AUGGCCGACAGAGGCAACCGGGGAAAUCGUGGCGGUGGCUUCCGCGGUGGAGACCGUGGUAGAGGUGGCGGUCGAGGCCGAGGAGGCGAUCGUGGGGAUUUCGGCGGAGGUCGAGGCCGAGGGGGCGGAGACUAUGGCGGCGGCCGAGGCAGGGGAGGAGAUCGUGGAGACUAUGGCGGCGGCCGGGGCAGAGGGGGCUAUGAUGGCGGCCGCGGCGGAGGAGAUCGCGGUGGCUUUCGUGGCGGCUUCAGUGGCUUCCGUGGAGACGGUCCCCGAGGUGGCCGCGGAGGAGGCCGCGGUGGUCGCCGUGAUGCUUCUCCUGGGAAAUCAAAGGCCUACGACGGAGCGGUUCCCCCUCCUGAUGCCCAGAUCACUCAGCUUGAGAACCAGAUUGUCGCACGUCAGUCCUCAUCCCUGGCUGUUAUCACCAAGCAGGUGGCCGCUAUGAGCGUCAAGGGAAAGGGGGGCAAAGUCGGCGGUGCCGGUGGUGGCAAAUCCGAAACCCCGAUGAACGACCGGCUCCCUGCCCGGCCUGCCUUCGGCACGCAGGGCAGGCCCGUCGUCCUCUGGGCAAACUAUUUCAAAGUCAACGUCACCAAGGAUUCCUUCUUCAGAUACACGAUGGAUGUCAAGAAAUGUCCCAGAAAGCCGACAGCACCGAAGAAAGAACCGGGCGGUAAGGCUGCCUCAAAGAAAGCUGGCGAAGCGCCAGGAUCUGGUGAGCCCGAUCUAGCACGGGAAGUCAAGGGCAGAGCACUGUUUUAUGUCAUCAAAGCGGUUCUUGCGAAGCUCUUAUCCCAGGACAAGACGCUCGUUGCUGUCACCGAGUUCAAGAGCCAGCUCGUCACGCUCAAGAAGAUCGACUUGGUUGAAAAUCCUCUCGAGGUUGAGGUUCCACGGGACGAAGGAGGCGACCUUAUGGACACAUAUCUGGUCCAGUUCCACGGCCCAGCCGAUGUUGACGUGGGCAACAUGAAGCAGUAUCUGACCUCCAUGAUCGAUGCGCCGGGCGCCGCCGACGAGGCUCCCUUUCCACGCUUCCCUGAAGUCGUUGAUGCGCUCAAUAUCAUCUUGGGCCACGGGCCACGAAGCGACCCCAACAAGACCGCGGCCGUCGGGUCAUCACGCUUUUUCCCUUUUGGCAACGACAAAGUGAUUGAGCAACUUACCCAUAACUGGCGAGCUCUGACGGCGGCCCGUGGCUACUUCCAGUCCGCCCGCCUUGCAACUGGUCGCACGCUGCUGAACGUCAACGUCACCCACGGCGUCUUCACGCUCGCUGGCCCCAUGAGGGAGAUUUUUGACAAUCUAGGCAUGAAAGCCGCCUACCAAGACAAAACCCAGGCGUGGAAACUCAGGGCCUUUGGCAAAUUCCUGCCCAAGACACGUGUCUGGGUUACAAUGAAGACUACUGAGGGCAAGACUAUUCGCCGUUCCAAAGCUAUACGAGCUCUUGCUACCUCUUUCGAUGCAAAGAUGAAAGGACGCGGCAUGGCCCAUCCGCCAAAGUUUGAUGGUGGAAUGGAGUAUGGGGGGCCCAAGAAUGUUCAAUUCUGGCUAGAAGACGACCGACGUUACGUUACAGUCUUCGACUACAUCAAACAGAAGUAUGGCAUAACGCCUGGUGACUACCCCGUGCUCGACGUGGGCAGUGAGCAGAAGCCUUUCAACUUUGUCCCGGCCGAAUUGAUUGAGAUCCAGCCUGGACAGUCAGUCAGAGCAACUCUUACCAUGGAGGAGACGACAGCGAUGCUCGAUUUCGCCUGUCGGUCGCCGUACUCGAACGCCUUGUCGAUUAGCACGGCCAGCCGUCAAGCUCUUGGUCUCGACGACACAGCACUGGGCAAAUUCGGCAUCUCUGUCGACAAGCAAUUGUUGACCGUACAGGGAAGAAUUCUCAAGGCGCCAACGGUGAGCUAUAACAGUAUGGACGGGAGGGGAAAGAACAUUAGUGUGAUGCCGAAGAAUGGCUCGUGGAACAUGAGAUCAGUGAGGGUCCUCAAACCAGGCACCAAGAUCCAGCGCUGGACUUGGGUCAACGUGGCGACACCCCGCCAACGUCCAUUUCCAGUUGACAAGUCGGUGGUGGAACAGUUUGGAGCAUUCCUGGUGAACAUGGGCAUCCCCAUCAACAGACUCCCCGUGCCACCCAAAAGCGAGCAAAUCGAACUUGAUUCCAGCUCUGAAGAAGCUGAGGAUCGUCUCCACAGAAUGUUCACUUGGCUCGAAGAGCAAAAGAUUGAUCUCAUUGUCAUCGUUCUCGCCGACAAGGACUCUACCGGCCUAUACAGCAAGAUCAAGGCGUUUGGGGACUGCGGUUACGGAAUCCAUACGAGCUGUUUGGUGGCGAGGACCUUUGCCAAGGCAAGCCCGGCCUAUUUUGCCAACGUCGGGCUCAAGAUCAACCUGAAGGCUGGAGGCACAAACCACAAGCUACUGGAGGAAUCCAGUCUCGUCAGAGAGGGCAAGUCAAUGGUCGUUGGCUACGACGUAACCCACCCGACGAACAUGCCCAUUAAGAAGGGCAACGAGCCCCCCAGUCUGGUGGGAUUCGUCUCCAGCAUCGACAGGGACCUCGGCCAAUGGCCUGCACUGGCGUGGGAGCAAGCUUCCAAGCAAGAGAUGCUUACGGACAAGCUCAUUGACGUAUUCAAGACGCGGCUGGAUAUCUGGCGCGACCACAACAAAGGCCAGUUACCCGAGAGCAUCAUCAUCUAUCGAGACGGCGUCUCCGAGGGCCAGUUUAGCCAAGUUCUCGACCAAGAGCUCCCCAGCAUCAGAGAAGCCUGCCGCAGCAAGUACCCGCCCAAGUCCCAGCCAAAGCUCACCAUCCUGGUCUCCGUGAAGCGGCACCAGACUCGGUUCUACCCUACCUCGACAAACGAAAUGUCUGAUUCGGGCAACGUCAUCAACGGUACAGUGGUAGACCGCGGCGUGACAUUGGCAAGGUAUUGGGACUUCUUCCUGACGGCACACGAGGCUCUCAAGGGCACCGCCAGGCCAGCCCACUACACGGUUCUUCUCGACGAAAUCUUCCGGCCUAGAUUCGGCACCCAGGCGGCCGACGAACUGGAGCGGCUGACGCACGAGUUGUGCUACCUCUACGGCAGAGCAACCAAAGCCGUUAGUAUCUGUCCUCCAGCGUACUAUGCAGAUAUUGUCUGUGAACGUGCUCGCGCACACCGUCCCGACAAGUUUGAGGAGCGCGACUCGGACGGUAAGCCUGGAGGCAGAACAGACAAGGCAGGCAGUGAAGAUCCGAACAAGCCGAAAUACCGGAAAAUACCCUCUGAGGUGCACGAAAGGCUCAGAAACAGCAUGUACUAUAUCUGA
Messenger RNA from Trichoderma citrinoviride, 3333 nucleotides. Its product is annotated as Piwi-domain-containing protein. The record is from RefSeq and is a predicted model, not a curated record. The transcript has 3 exons. Gene Ontology annotation, molecular function: protein binding; nucleic acid binding. NCBI's taxonomy places the organism in Eukaryota, Fungi, Ascomycota, Sordariomycetes, Hypocreales, Hypocreaceae. Bases 1 to 3333 code for a protein of 1110 amino acids.